ACAUGGCUCUGAAUGGAGGUUUGUGAGCUAAUAACUGAGCGAACUUUGACAUUUCCGUCCUUCACUUGUCGUGCAGAUAAAGACACAACAUGGCGCACGCACAGGGAUCGAUUCCUGAGUAUGACAAGGACUUCGACUGGGAGCCUCCGACCGAGGCCGAGCUGAAGGUGAUCCACGCUCGCAGGGAGCGACAAGACAAGAUCAGCAAGCUGAUGGGAGACUACCUGCUCAAAGGAUACAGGAUGCUGGGAGAGUGCUGUGAAGUGUGUGGGACAAUUCUUCUCCAGGACAAACAGCAGAAAUACUACUGUGUUUCAUGUCAGGAGCUGGACUCUGAUGUUGACAAGGACAACCCCGCUCUAAAUGCACAAGCAGCGUUGUCCCAGGUGAGAGAACGGCAGCUCGCAGCCCAGCCCCCUGCACUGCCCGAGGCCCCUGAGCUCAACGGUGUCCCCAACAACAGCCUGGCCAGUGGGUUGGUUCCUCAGCCCAGACCAGAGCACUGCGAGGGGGCUGCCGCAGGAGGAAGAGCCUCCCUGCUUCCACCUGCUGUGCCUCCUCCGUCAGCUCCUGCCGCCCCCGUAGCCCUGGCACCACCUCGUCCCCCGGUUUGUCCACCGGUCGCUGCCAUUCGACCUGUGUUGCAAGAAGCUGAGGAAGCGGUUCUUACCAAACUUCGCUGGGCCACCACCCAGCUACAGAGCUCAGCCUCUCUAGAGGCAAGUAUCCAGCUCUGCAGCCUCAUCUCCAGCUGUGCCAACUCACUGCGCAGUCUCAAGGAACUUGACCAGUAACCAUCUUUGACUGGUUGAAGCUGUGGAGUAAUGGGAACGCUGUUUUAAUUGCCCUCUUGUCUUGGAAUACUGAUUCUGGUUUGCUGCUUUGCAGAAUCACCCUUUGACUGAAUCCUUGCAUACAGCUGAAUUCAAAAUUAGUCUGCAAAAUGCAUUCGAAAUGGGAUUAAAGUGUCAAAAGUGCACAGGUCACUCUUGAGUUAAUGUACCACUGGCAGAAAUACCAUAUUACAUGGUUUCAUAAUAUGUUCAUUUUUAUUGUUUUUGUCAACUUGUAAAUUAAGAUUUAAUUGUAAACAAUAGAACAUACGUCAAAACAUAUUGUUAGUAUUCAUUUUAACCCAUCUGAUCAUGAAAAAUCGAAAUAAGGCUUAAAUAUCUGUAUAUUUUCAGAACAAAUCAAUGUUAAGAUAUAUCCACAGUGGUUCGGCUCUCAUAGAUUCAAAAUGGCCACAUUUAGCAGACAGACAUUUUUCUUCUCGAUUGAUCGUUUUCUAGUUCCACAAAAAAAGAUGUAGGUUUGCAAAUCACAUUUUGAACAAAAGCUAAAAUCCCUGUGUAUACAUGCUUUUGUAAUUGUGUGUACACACAAGAGUCUCUGUGGUACAAGAACAUAGGUUAAAAUGUAUGGCCUGUUGGUACCAGUCCUCUAAUCCGACCCUGCUUUUCCUCACAGACACGAGACAACAUUUUUUAUUUACUGCUCAGUCUGAUGCUCAGAUAGAUUUCUCAUGUCCUCUGGGGUAAAAAAACUUGUCACUGUGUGCUGGCACUUUUUAGGUUUUUAUUGUAAAUAUCUUUGAUGCAUGAUGGUCAGUUUGUUCGGUGAUGCUCAGAUGAGACGGGCAACAUUUAGGAGUCGGACUCAUUGUUCCUCAUUCAUUAAAAUACAUGUGGAGUAAAUGAGGUGUGCACUGUUCAUCAGUAGACAGCACUUCAUAUUCGAAGAAGCAAGUUUCAGUGUUGUUCGAGCCUGACUGUUUUCUAAUUACGUACCUGAAUAAAGCUUUGCCAGUUCA
Molecule: messenger RNA, 1813 nt
Organism: Hippoglossus stenolepis (Pacific halibut)
Lineage: Eukaryota; Metazoa; Chordata; Actinopteri; Pleuronectiformes; Pleuronectidae
Gene: znrd2
Product: zinc ribbon domain containing 2
Exons: 4
Coding region: 90-794 (234 amino acids)
Source: RefSeq, a predicted model, not a curated record